CGUUCUGAACCUAUCAAGUGAUCUAGGUAGUCAGCUCACUAGGUUUUGAAACAGCGCCCGUGUCUAUGCAGGGACGGCUGUCUGGGCAAACAGGAACCGAGUGAGAUUAUUUGUCUGUCGCUAACUAGCAGCACUCUAUAUGGUCCAAACCCUGGCUUUAGUCAGAAUUGCCAGGCAUGCGGAUCAGGCUGCAGGGCUCUGGCCACGCGGCCCGUCUCCUCUCCGAGCUCAACCGCUGCCGUCUGUCUCGUCUCCUGUGCGACGUCAUCCUCCAGGUCGGAGGCCGUUCCUUCCCUGCUCAUCGUGUGGUUUUAGCCUGCUCUUGCACGCACUUUAACAGCCUCUUCUCCAGAGGUUCCGGCAACCAGGGGGCCGUUCCCACCACUUUCUCUCUGGACUUUAUCUCUGCUGCCAAUUUCGAGAAGGUCUUGACUUUUAUCUACACGGGUGAGAUAUUCACAGACUUAAUUGAUGUGGGUGUGCUGUAUGAGUUGGCGGAAAGGCUCGGCGUGAGGGAGCUGGUGAAUGCUUGCCAUGCCACCUUUCCUGACCUGCAGAGCUCCAGCUCUGGAGACGCGGAAUUGGAAAGCGAUUCGGUGUCGGCCAAUGCCACGGCUGCGUCCGUUUGCUCGUCCUCUGCAGCCUCCUGCUCCUCGUUGUCUUCUUCAGCCGCCCCCACUCCUGUAACUCCAUCUCCGGUUUGUCAAGGCAGGAACGGCAGGUCGAAUCGCUCCCACUUGGCCACCCAAUCGCCAAAAAAUGAAGACUUGCAGGUACAUUUGGGUUACAAUCAACAGGCGACCAAUAAGGCUAGUCCUUCAGACUGUAACCGUUCUACAGAUGCUCUCUCUGGACUGACUUUUCAGCUGAAGACUGAGCAGGAGGAUGAAGGAGAAGAUGCAGGAAGUAGCUCAGUGGACCAGCUUGUUGUAAAUGGUAGCAAAUCAACGUUUGGGCCUCAGGAACCAUGUUCCGUCCCUGAUUCUUCUGCCCAGCUUGGAACGGAAACCUGCGCUCCUUCAUCAUCCUCCAAUGACCCUUUGGACAGUUUGCAGCUGGGGGCCGUCGCGGGACCAAUCAAAGAUUCAGAUUUUUUUGAUGAAGAUGAUUCAAGGAAGAGGCACCGACUACAGGAAGACCAGACGGACGGCAGCGAUCAGUGGCGAGGACUUUCAGAAGACAUCAUUGAGCUGAGCGACGAGGAGGAGCACUUCAUUGUGGAGGAAGAGGACGACGAGGACUUGAUGUGCAUCGAGAACGGAGAAAACGGGCCGUCGCUCAGGCAGCUGGCGUCAUCCCAGCCGUGCAAAUCCUGCGGGAUGCUGCUUCCGGCGGAAACCGACGUCAUACGAACUCACGCCGAGACACACCUCUCGGAAGCGGGUUCGUGUCAGGUGUGUGGCGCCUCUUUCUCGGAGCGAACUGCCGCUGUCGCUCACGCCCUCACACACGUGGGCAUCUUGCUCUUCUCCUGCGACGUUUGCGAACAUCAGUUUCGGACUGAAUCGGCACUGAUUCACCACAGGCGUCAGUCUGCUGCCAAGUGCGCCCCUCAAAAUCCAGACCAACUGAACGAAGUCUCCCAACGACAAGGAGGGGAACUGCAGUGCGCCGUCUGUGCUAAAUCCAUGGCGAAUGACUUUAAGGCUGUCAGGGACCAUGUUCAGAGCCACGCAUGCUUGAGGACGUUACGCUGUGGAGUGUGCCAGCUGUCUCAGCCCUCUCGAUGCGCGCUCCUGUGGCACACGCUGACACACCUCUUUCCUAUUUACACUUGUCCACAAUGCGCCAGCCCCUUCCUGGAGAGCACGCUGCUGGAAAGACACCUGUCUCUACACACAGAGGAAGCAUCGUCGGUGAAGCAGGACGACGACAGCCCGGAGACCAGCGGAGAAGGCCAGGCCGAGCUGCGUUGCUUCCUGUGUCCGCAGACCUUCCGCUCGGAAAGCGCGUUUCAUUACCAUCUCAGCGUGCAUUCGAACGAGCUCCAGGGCAGCCAGGUAUGGCCGGCCAAGCGCAAAGCGGACCAGCUCCUCGAAUACUCCUCAUCCUCCUCCUCACCUAUGGAGGCGAGCGGCUCGGGUAAAGCAGGCUACAACUUAAACCUAGGCUUCAGCAUGCAGGACAAAAUGGCUCACAGCGGCGGCCCGUUUCCUGCCGGCCUCGUACUGAACGGUAACUCUGGGGGCGGAAGGGAAAAGUUAUAUCGCUGUCGGUAUUGCGGUAAGCAUUUCGCGCACUCGGGUGAGUUCACCUACCACCUCCGCAUCCACACGGGCGAGAAACCCUACCAGUGCAAAGUAUGCCUGCGCUUCUUCCGUGGCCGCUCCACCAUGAUCUGCCACCUAAAGACUCACUCGGGCGCCCUCAUGUACCGCUGCACCGUCUGCGGCCUGUUUUUCUCCACGCUCAAGAUGGUUUCCUCGCACAUGGAGCUCCAUAAAGACCAGCUGCCGCCUGAUUUUAACAUCGAGGAGACCUUUAUGUAUAAUGACCACUCUAAAGAGCCCGUCCCCAAUAUGGACACCUGAAAGCCGCCCUCUUUCCGAACGCUCCGUCACACUGUGUUUACGCCGUAUGUUGUCGAGGACAAGUAGACUUAGAAUGUAAUUAAGCAUUUAAUGUGAUCGUCUUUUGUGUCGUUUGUGUACAGAACGAGAACGGUUCUUGUUUUUUUAAAGGUAAAACUUUAUUUUAAAAAUGAAGUUCUGAUACUUGACCACUUGAUGGCAAGAGAGACUGAGCAAGGUUGCACUACCAAUCAAAUCUUUGGACACGCCUACUCAUUCUUUUGUUUUCAUUUUUUUACAUUUUAUAAUAACGAAGUACGAAAUAUUGUAGUUUCUUCAAACCUUUGCCAAGAACGUCACGAGACACAGUGUUUGAACGCUAUUAAUGAAGUUUACACUUUUUGGCUGAUUUUCAGUCGCUAUCAUUUAUUUAAAAAUGAAAAAUGUUGUUUUGUAAAGAAACGAAGUUACAUUUGUCUUCAGAGUGAGUUUAAAUAUGAGCAUUGAGAUCACAGAAAACGAAUUCAGUCAAGUGUGUCCAAACUUUUGAUUUGUAGUUUUAGUUUUUUUUACGGGUUGCUUUUCCAAGUGCUGAUCUGCGAUUACCUCUAUAUACUCUUCCGGCAACUCUAUCACAAUAAGCUAAAGGUCUCUGGUUAUUCUAGAGAAGCACAAAGUAACCUUUGUUCUUACACAGCGCAAGUGCACACUGAGAAAAAAACAAAAACAAGACUUUUUCUACAUUUUCUGAUAAAUUAAGCAGUGCUCUAGGUGUAGGAUAUAAAUAAAACGGUUCUUUUAAAAAAAUAAACAAAUGAAGGUACUUUUGUUUUACAGAAUAGGCGUUAUUUUUAUAGUAGUGUUGUGUAUCACUGAAAUAGACUAAAUUAGAAAUAGUUACUGGUUUAUGAGAUGCAGUAUAAUAUAGUUUGGAUGUUGUACAUAAAGCAAAACCCUUCAUAUGUCGUUCAUUUCAUUCGGAAAAGAGAAGCGAUUCAGACUGAGGUGCUAAUAUAUCAGUCGGGUCAUAUGUCAGUGUUCACCUUCAUUUGGGACAUAUCAGAGUGUUUUGCGCGAAUGGUAUUGUCAUGAAUAAAUGACAGUUCUCUUGAGAAAGCUGUGAUGUUCUUCUGUACCGUUUUCCCAGCAGUUAUAUCCCUGUUUUUUUCUUAUAUGGGAAAAUUCAAAACCGAUUUGGCACACCGGACCAUUCAUAAUUGAUAGCUUCAAACCACAAAGUAUGUAUUCAAAACUGCUGGGACAUUGUGGUUGUUAUAGCUUUAUUUGCAAUGUAGCACAGAAAAUACCGGCUGAACCUUAUAAACUGCCUGGUUU
This is a messenger RNA of Puntigrus tetrazona (Sumatra barb), 3845 nucleotides long. Its product is annotated as zinc finger and BTB domain-containing protein 39. The coding region runs from base 177 to 2531 and encodes 784 amino acids. Lineage: Eukaryota; Metazoa; Chordata; Actinopteri; Cypriniformes; Cyprinidae. Gene Ontology annotation, molecular function: protein binding. The transcript is spliced from 3 exons. The record is from RefSeq and is a predicted model, not a curated record. Gene Ontology annotation, biological process: regulation of immune system process; negative regulation of transcription by RNA polymerase II; regulation of cytokine production.